Molecule: messenger RNA, 892 nt
Organism: Owenia fusiformis
Lineage: Eukaryota; Metazoa; Annelida; Polychaeta; Sabellida; Oweniidae
Source: the annotation of a GenBank genome assembly
GCUGGCAACAAGAGGCCACCUUCAAAAGACCUGCUCAUGCGCUGGGUGAAGGAUGCCUGGGAUUCUAUUACUCCAGAGGUUUGAAAUGUUCAUUUGCUCUCAGAUUCAGUUUCAAUAUGUUGUCAUUAAUCUCAGUGUUAAUGUUCAUUUGUUUUCUUGCAUGUUUCAACAUUUAUGUCCAGCUGAUAAGAAAGUCCUUUCUCAAGUGUGGCUUGUCAAAUGCCAUGGAUGGCACAGAGGAUGACUUUCUGCUCCGUGAGUCUGACGAUGAGGAUGACCCAUUUGAGGGCUUCACUCAAACUGAAGCAGCAUGUGCUGAAGAGUUCCACCUGAAUACUCAGUUAAUUCUUGACGAGAGGCAGUAUGGUGAGGAAUCUGGCAGUGAGAGUGAAACUGAGGACUUUGACAUGCUUGAGGACCCAAACUCACCUGGACAUUAAUGAUCGCAUAUUUAAAUGUUUUUAGUCUGGUUUUAUUUAUUAUUAAUUUCAAGCCUAGUCUACAGGUACCUAGUCUACUUUCUGCAUCCGCCCCAUGUUUUUAUUAAAUUAUUGCCAAUAAAGAUUUUUAGAGAUAUUUCAUUCGGGUAUUUCACAAUCCUUUUAAACAUUAGUCUAGUCAAUUUCAUUAACUAUUUAUUGUAAUUUUAUGUAUUUAAUAUGUCUGAUUUUAAAUAAAUAGCAUAGUAAUAACAUGUUGUGUUGUGAUAGAGUUACCGCCCCAAGACCGUUCGUUAAAAUAAUGCAUCAUCAUUCAUGACGUCACGAUUUCCCAUCAUGCAACGUAAUUUCUUCAGGUGUUCGUGUAAAUAACACACAAUAGUGUAUUUAUAUACUAAAUUUGUCGUCUAGGAGCUCACAAUUCAAGGUAAAAACAUAACAUAUAGCAUAUU